GCUGGAGCGUCAACAGAGGGUUUACUGCAAGAAAAAAAAAAAUUUAAGAGUUAAACCUCCCCCCCACCACCACAACAACAACCUCUUCCUCCCCCGCCUCAAGGAUAAAAGGACGACAAAACACCCGCUGCUUCAAAGGAUCAGUAUUAAGGGAGACAUAAAAGGAGGAACUUUAUCCUCAUGUGGAUUACUAAAUUGAGGAUGGCCUUUUCAUCCCAUUGCCACACAUCCCCUUCCCUCCUCCUCUUCCUCUUCUGUUACCCGCUCCCACAUCUAUGCCAGACGACGCAGACUAAAAACAGCAGCAUUGCCGGUCCUACAGCCAACAACGGAGCCACUACAGCUUCACCAACCACCGCCAGUUUGACAACAUCAUCCGUCCAGCUCGGCAACUCCUCAAACUCCACCUCCCAGAGUGCCGUGCCAGGCUGUGAGGCGGGGUUCCUUCCCAUCUACACUUACCUGUGUGACAGGCAGUCAGCAUGGGGCAUCGUGUCGGAGAGCCUGACCUCUCUCGGCUUCCUGGUCAGCAUCGGGCUCCUAGUGGGCCUCCUGUGCUGGACUUUGUGGGUCUGCGUCUUUGCGCAGCGCCAGCGGGGCGGCAUUGGAGGCACGGUGGCCUCCUUGUCCUUGUUCCUGAUUGGCACAGCGGGGGUCUUUGCCAUCACCUUCGCCUUCAUCAUCCACCUCACGCCUAAGACGUGCCCCACGCGGCUCUUCCUCUUCGGGGUCUUGUUCUCUCUGGCCUUCUCCUGCCUGUUGGCACGCUGCCUCGCUCUGCUGGGCUUCGCCGUGGCCCGAGGCUGGGGCGAGCCUGCCACGGCCCUCGGGCUCUUCGUCGUGCAGGUUGUCAUCGCUACCGAGUGGUUGAUCAUUGUAUUAGUGCGAGACGGUAGGCCCUGCGAGUACAGCACCGGCGAGUUCGUCAUGCUCCUGAUCUACGUGCUGUGCCUGCUGGCCAUCGGGUUGCUUCUCUCCCUGCGCUGCCUGUGCCGCUCCUGCUUCACCUACAGCUACAGCUACGCGGGGGCCACACGCAAGCGAGGCCAGGUGCAGGCUACGUUGCUCUGCCUCACACUGCUGCUAUCCGCCUGCAUCUGGGUUGUCUGGAUCGCUCUGCUCAUCAGGGGAAACCGGGAGAUGGGACGCCAGCCGCAAUGGGAUGACCCGGUGCUUAGUGUAGCUUUGGUGGCCAACGGCUGGGUGCUCCUGCUAGGACAUGGCAUGGCCCAGGUGGCCUUCCUCUGCAUGGGGGAGGCAAAAUCCAAGGAUGGCCCGCUGAGCUUCGCCGGUUGGACAAGCCCAAGCGGGGCGAUUCCAGGACUGGGCAGCCAGAAGGAAGGGAGGGAGAACGGGAGCUUUGAGAACGACGGCGAGGACAAGAGAGGCAGGAGAGUCGAACGGGACUUGAGAUCACCAUACGAGUCUGGAUUCUCCAUGACAGAAAUAGACCCUGACAAAGAUUACACCAUUCCUCGCCCCCAGACCACCAACAUCAGUGAACCUUAUGAUGAAUACUACAGGCAGCCUCUCUGAUUAAGAUCACACCGAUUUUCCUAUCUGCUUUAACCCACACAUGCACACACACAAACUGCCUAUACAGGUUGGCACAAGCUCAUGCACACAUACAUGCAAACUAGGGAUACUGGUAUCAGAUAUUGGGCCGAUACCAGGAUAAUAUAGAGUAUCGGUAUUAGAGAUUUUAAGCGAGACUGAAACAUGACACCAAAAGCAAUGAGUAAUAAGUCAUAAAUAAAAGUAAAAUGGCUUGAUUUACUGCAUUUUUUGGCACACGGAAGCCUGUAUUUCUUCAAUGGUGUAAAAGAAAUAUUCUAUCUUGACCCCAAACUAAUGGUCUAAGUCUGCAUUGUUCAGCACAAGUAACGGAUUGGAUGGUACUCGGUACUGGCCGAUACUUAAAAUAUUCAUACUCAGUAUUGGUAUCGGCAAUGAAAAAGUUAUAUCAGUGCAUCCCUAGUGCAAACACAACGAUAGCUGAACAUCGAUCAAUGCAGAUAGAAAUUCAAGGCUGAACCAACUCGCACACUAGCGUGUAGCACCACGAUGCACGUGCCGCAGAAAUAAAGAUGUUUUGCAAACCAUUUUGAAUGUACAAAUGUAAAUACUUUUGUUUAGGAUAUUAUUUGAACUCUUACAGGAAAAUAAAAAUUCACUAUGCAAAAAAAAAAAAGGAAAAAAAAUAAUAAAAAAGCAAUGUUACACUCAUCUAUUUGGUUCACAUCAGUGGGGCUGGAUAGAUUCCUCUGUCUGGAUCCAGAUCAAACGUUUGCUGGAUGUGUCUAUGAUCUGUGUGUGUGUAUAUAUAUGUGUGUGUGUGUGUGUGUGUGUGUCGCUCUGAGACAGUGUGCAAUAGCCCUGAGGUGAUAGGGGAGGCAUGAAACUGUCCCUCUGAAGGUGCCAAGCUGCUGUGGAGAGCAGAGGCAUGUGUGAAGGGAGGAGAGAUUACAAGACAGUAGGUAUGAGAGAGAGAGAGAGAGAGAGAGAGAGAGAGAGAGAGAGAGAGAGAGAGAGAGAGAGAGAGAGAGAGAGAGAUGAGACGUGUCAGAGCUGUGGGACACUCAUGUCUGCCAUGAUUUAACACAGCCGUAUCCAAAAUUAAUUUACGCUAAUGGGCUCUUACAAUGAGACCUACCUUGAGAGGGCUACCAGCACCGCCAGCACGACGAAUGACUCUUGUCCAAAAUACCUUUUCAAAAACGUUUUUUACAGCACAUGUUGAUAUGAGUGAUACAUUGCAAGCGUUGUUAAUAAACAGUUGAUGCAUAAAAGCCCGCAUUUGUUUGUGCUUCUCUUCAAAUCCCAGCCAUUGCACUUCCCGUA
Messenger RNA from Lampris incognitus (smalleye Pacific opah), 2841 nucleotides. RefSeq names its product G-protein coupled receptor family C group 5 member D. The record is from RefSeq and is a predicted model, not a curated record. Gene Ontology annotation, biological process: G protein-coupled receptor signaling pathway. Gene Ontology annotation, cellular component: extracellular exosome; intracellular membrane-bounded organelle; plasma membrane. Bases 181 to 1536 code for a protein of 451 amino acids. NCBI's taxonomy places the organism in Eukaryota, Metazoa, Chordata, Actinopteri, Lampriformes, Lampridae. Gene Ontology annotation, molecular function: protein kinase activator activity; G protein-coupled receptor activity. The transcript is spliced from 4 exons.